Anopheles marshallii is the source of this 1047-nucleotide messenger RNA. Its product is annotated as methionyl-tRNA formyltransferase, mitochondrial. Gene Ontology annotation, biological process: biosynthetic process; conversion of methionyl-tRNA to N-formyl-methionyl-tRNA. Gene Ontology annotation, cellular component: mitochondrion. Bases 1 to 1047 code for a protein of 348 amino acids. The transcript is spliced from 7 exons. The record is from RefSeq and is a predicted model, not a curated record. Gene Ontology annotation, molecular function: methionyl-tRNA formyltransferase activity. Lineage: Eukaryota; Metazoa; Arthropoda; Insecta; Diptera; Culicidae.
AUGACGGCAUUAUCAAUACAAACUCUCCACACAACCAUCUAUUGUCCACUUGGCGUCGCCACUGUUCCAUUACAACAAUCGUCUACAGCCCCGAAUGUAAGCCGCCUUAAAGUGUUGUUCUUCGGUACAGACCACUUCUCACUGCCAAGCCUAAAAAUUAUACAUAAGAAUCUAAUAGGUAAUGGUCGAGUGGAACGACUCGAGGUGGUUACGUCCUUCAAAGCGGCAAAGAAUCCGGUAAAACAGUACAGCCGAACAGAAGGUAUACCGAUGCACGACUGGACAUCCUUCUCUCGAAGUACUGCUGAUUCGUUUAAUCUGGGAGUUGUUGUUUCCUUUGGCCAUUUAAUCCCAGAGUCCUUGAUCAAUUCCUUCAAUCGAGGAAUGCUUAAUGUACACGCUAGCCUACUACCAAAGCUGCGAGGUGCAGCACCUAUAGUCCAUGCCAUUGCUAAUGGCGAUCAGGAAACAGGCAUCAGUAUAAUGCGCAUAAAACCCAGGCAAUUCGAUGUGGGUGAAAUACUUCUGCAGUCUUCCGUCAAUAUUGGACGCGACACGCUGAUGCCUCAUGUGCACGAUCAGUUAGCCAACAUUGGGGCUGAAUGUUUGAUCACAUGCAUUGAAGAUUUAGAACUUUACUACCAAAAGCAAACGAUGCAGGAUGAUAGGCAAGCAACAUACGCUCCCAAAGUCGACCAAAAGUUUGCUGAAAUUAUGUGGGAAAAUUCGACAGCUAUAAGGGUGUAUGAUUUGUACCGAUCUCUGUAUGGUUUAAGACCCUUACUCACUACCUUUGGUGGAGAUGUUGUGAAAAUAUUCAAACUAUCGUUUAACAGAGAGCAACCAGUACUGACAGAAACGGUGCAGAACAAGCCAGGCAAUGUAGAAUACUCAAAACGGCAUAAACAAUUAACGGUUCGCUGUGGUGACGGCCGACUACUUGAAAUACACCAACUCUCCGUCGGAGGAAAGAAGAUCCUUACAGGACAAGACUUCUACAAUGGCUUUCUAAGCAAAGUGGCCCCAUCGGAAAGGUAUUUCAAGUGA